Chelonia mydas (Green sea turtle) is the source of this 2780-nucleotide messenger RNA. RefSeq names its product up-regulator of cell proliferation-like. Lineage: Eukaryota; Metazoa; Chordata; Testudines; Cheloniidae. The coding region runs from base 2175 to 2780 and encodes 201 amino acids. The transcript has 4 exons. The record is from RefSeq and is a predicted model, not a curated record.
GCUUCCCCCUUGAAGUGAUAUGAGAUAUUUGGAAGGGAAGAAAAAUGAAGCCAUAUAUGCCCCCCCUUCCCCUACAAAUGCCCCUCACCCAGCAAUUCCUCCCAUGGCUGCUCCACCAGGCUGAGGUAGAUGACUCAGCAGCUCCCCUUCCCUCCACUGCUCCCCAAUCAGGGGAAGGAACCCAGAACUUCCCGCUGCCUACAGGGGUAGGGAAGGGGCUCCUGGCUCCUCUUUUGCCCCCUCCAAUUACUACUGCUUCUAGAGCAAAAGGGGAGGCUGAAGCAGUGGAUGAAAAGAUGGAGUAGGGAGGAGGCGUUUAGAGUUAUUAGAAACUGGGAAACUUUGGGGAAAGGAGGAGCCUAUACAGGAAGGAUGAGCCCCACAUAAAUCAAAAUGUAACCAGAUUGCUGGGAUGUAAAGUUGACAAUUUCUGUUUCAGUGACACCGAGAUGAAAGUUUCUCUGCACCCCCUCGAUGUUCUCUGUGGUGUUCUGCUUUGCUCAGAGAGUUUCCUACAGCAGGAGAUCCUGUCCAAAAUGUCCAUGUGCCAGUUUGUCCUCCCCCUGCUGCUACCCACCCUCGACACCCCCAAGUGCACCCUAAUACUGUUGGCCAUGAGGGACAUUGUGCGGAAGUGGAGGCCGCACUCCCUGGCAGAGAGCAGAGGGUUCAGAGAGGAGAGCCUGGUGCUCACGUCAAUGCCAACCAUUUCUUUUGUGCGGAUGGGGAGCUGCAGCUUCUCCAAGUCCAAACUCCUCAAUGAGGUUCUCAGCCCCUACCAGCAGCACCACGAUUUCUUUAUUUCUAAAUAUUUCUAAAUAUUACUUCAUCCUCAACUGCAAGAAUAAGAAACCCAAAGAAACUCUGGGAUUUCUUAAUAAGCUGGCCUCAGUGUUGAAGCUGAGCAAAUCACAGCUACUGGUGAAAGAUAGUACCAUGAAUAAUGCAGGAUUUGUGAAAAAGGUGCAGUCCACCAUAGGAACCAUAGUGAAUUCAUCUCCCAAGACAGUGAGUUUGGAAGCCAUGGCUGUGACGGCACGUGACCUAGGAAUCUAGGUGGAUGAGGACUGUCAGGCAUGUCAGUGUGCGAGGAAAUAUACUGAAGAAAUCACUGCAGAAAUAAGAGAUGGGGCAAAAUACAAAAGGGAAAUGCUGAGCCUGCAAGGAGACCCAUGGAAAAAUUGGCUAAAUUGGAAAAAGAGAUGUGCCGAAUGAAAAGGCAAGGGGACGUGGCCACUGAAGACUAUAAAUCUGCGCUGAAACAGAAAUGGUUAGAGAUACGCAGACAGCAGAAUCAGUGUGACCUUACUAAUGGUUUGACUAAGUUUAUCAAUGGAAUAGAACACUUGCCUACAGUGGAGAAACAUUACUUUCUGAAAUGGAUGAAAUUUAGCCUGGAUAAUAUUGCUAGGGGGAAUCUUUGUAAACUGCAGGCAGAGUAUAAAGAGAAAUGUGAAACUCCAGGAGUGGACCGAAAACAGCUGGAGGAAUUAGAUAAAUUAAUAUCUGAUAGUUCCCUGGGGGUGGAGCAUUUCAUGCGUGAGUUGGGGCAGUUCUAUGAAGCUGAAUGCUCAAUGGUUAAAGAAGGGAAAAUGGAAGAAAGCCAAAGACAAUUCUCCCAUCUCCCAGGCACAGCAGCUGACCUGAUGCUGGAAGGGUUUCCUGUGGAGCUGAUCGAUGGAGAUGCAUCCAACAUCCCCAUGAACUGGGUAGUAGAGGUUCUAACUCAUCUCCAUAGCAGACUAGGGGACAGAUCCAGAAUGGUGGUUCUAACAGUGCUGGGAGUGCAGAGCACUGGGAAAUCCACCCUUCUCAACACCAUGUUCGGCCUGCAGUUUGCAGUGAGCAGCGGUCGAUGUACGCGAGGAGCCUUCAUGGCACUCAUUAAAGUUACAGAAGCUGUUCAGGAGCUGCAUUUUUUUCAGCAUAUUUACUAUUCACCAAAAAUAAUUCACCAGUUCCAGUUGUUUUUCGUGAGACUAUAUGUGUGCAACUGAGUCUGACAAGUUGGUCACGUUGACUAUGUUCGAACAUUUCCUGGUGUUUGGUAACUGCCUGGAGAACUAAACUGCACUGCAUGUGCUCUUAAAUCUGUUCCAAGAAUAUACAGAAUCUUCUGCAAAGAGGUGGGGCCUCCAUGCUCUAGACCAGGGGUCGGCAACCUUUCAGAAGUGAUGCGCCGAGUCUUCAUUUAUUCACUCGAAUUGAAGGUUUCGCUUGCCAAUGGUUUAAAUCAUGGGCAGGAAUCACAGACUCCACCAGCCGCAGAGCUAGGGGAAAAAGCUGGUGUAAAUCAGGAACAGAAACAAGAGACUCAACGAGCCCCAGAGCCAGGGGAGAAGGAUGGUUUAAACCUGGAGCAGGAAUCAGUAACUCAGAAAGAUUCAGAGCCAAGGGAGAAAGAAUCUCCUACAGUGAAAAGAAAAACACUUCUGGAAGUUCUCUCAAAUUUAAACCUGGAUCAGCACAGAGACAGCAAGCUGAAGCUAAGGAAUGUCCUGGAAAUCAGUCUAGAAAGUACAGAGAACAGCACUCCUAAGUCAUUAACAGAUUUACCUGGGCACUUCCUAAGGAAGGUGAUGGCUCUGAAUGUGAUGGCCAGAAACACAAACCUUGUUCAAAAUGCUGAUGAAGAAAAUGAUGACAAUGAGAAAGAUCUGGAUAUGACAGAGGAUUUUCUUUCCCAAAAUGAAACGGACACUACUGAUUCUCUAAACCCCCUCGAUGUUUUCUGGAACCUGGUGCCUACCCCAGGCCUCACUCCACUUUACAGCGAGUGA